Stegostoma tigrinum is the source of this 2550-nucleotide messenger RNA. RefSeq names its product serrate RNA effector molecule homolog (Arabidopsis) (gene srrt). The transcript has 18 exons. Bases 1 to 2325 code for a protein of 774 amino acids. Gene Ontology annotation, biological process: mRNA processing; primary miRNA processing. NCBI's taxonomy places the organism in Eukaryota, Metazoa, Chordata, Chondrichthyes, Orectolobiformes, Stegostomatidae. Gene Ontology annotation, cellular component: nuclear body. The record is from RefSeq and is a predicted model, not a curated record.
AUGACCAUGAAAUCAUUUGUUCCUUUUACCCCCAGGCUGGGCAAUCUGCAUGACCUGGAGGUGGGCCCUCCACCCCCAGUGAUGAAGACCUUCAAGGAGUUCCUGCUGUCCCUGGAUGAUUCUGUGGAUGAGACGGAGUCAGUGAAACGCUACAACGAGUACAAGAUUGAGUUUCGGCGCCAGCAGAUGCAGGACUUCUUCCUGGCUCACAAGGACGAGGAAUGGUUCCGCUCAAAGUAUCACCCAGAUGAAGCUGGGAAACGGAAGCAAGAGGCUGACUAUGGCCUACGCACACGCCUCAGUGUGUACUGUUACCUGAUGGAGCACAGCUGGUUCGAGGGCCUUUCACUCGACAUCGAUAAAGCCAAUAUCAUCAUGAAAGCUUUAGAUGCUGCUGUCAUAAAGAUGGAAGGUGGGACAGAAAAUGACGUGAAAAUUCUGGAGCUGGAGGAUGAAGAGGAAAAGGCAGAAAAAUUGGAACCUGGGAAGAAGGAAGAAGGGCGGCUCAUGGAUAAUGACAAGAAGAUGAUCGAGAAGGAAGAUGACAGCAAAAAGGCAGAAAACACUCAGCCAGCUGAGGAAGAGAAGAAGGACAAAGAAGACAGUAAAUUGAAAGAGUCACCGGGAGAAGAGGAGGAACAGAAGGGAGAAGGGGAUGAGAAGGAUGACACUGACCAGCCUCAGCCGGCCAAAGAAAGCCCAGUCCCUGUGAAAGCGGUGAAGAAGCGAAAGAGGAAACGCAGCGGCGAUGACAGUUACGACGAGGACGAUGCCACGGCGUCUGACUCGGAAUCGGAAUGUGACGUGGCCCUGACAGCUGGGGAAAGGACUGAGGAAGAUGGUUCAGGCAAACUGAAAGGAGAGGGUGAGAAGAGCCAGAAAGAAGAGGAGCCAAAGCCUGAGAACAAGGAAGAGGAGAAACAGAAAGAAAAACCCAAGGAGGAAAAGAAAGAGAUUGAGAUCACCCCGAAACCUCGGCCGCUUCACAAAACCUGCUCACUCUUCAUGAGGAGCAUAGCUCCAAAUAUCUCCAAGGCUGAAAUCAUUUCGCUCUGUAAAAGGUUUCCUGGCUUCAUGAGAGUGGCAUUAUCUGACCCACAGCCAGAGCGCAGAUUUUAUCGGAGAGCUUGGGUUACCUUCGAUCGCAGUGUCAACAUCAAAGAAAUUUGUUGGAAUCUCCAGAACAUUCGACUACGAGACUGUGAGCUGAGCCCGGUGGUGAAUCGGGACCUGGCCCGACGUGUCCGCAGCAUUAAUGGUAUCACGCAGCACAAGCAGAUAGUCCGCAACGACAUCAAACUCGCAGCUAAACUCAUCCACUCGCUGGAUGACCGCUCGCAACUGUGGUCCUCCGAGACGGUCACUGAGGAAGGCCGGGUUGAGAACCUGUCCUCUCAGAACCCCAUCUUAAAGAACAUCACUGAUUACUUGAUUGAGGAGGUGAGUGCUGAGGAAGAAGAGCUGAUGGGCAAUGCCACGGACGCGCCAGACGACGGUCCGAAGGAGGGGAACCCAGAGGUCAACAUCGAGAGGGAUGAGAAGCUCAUAAAGGUUCUGGACAAACUCUUGCUUUAUCUUCGCAUUGUGCAUUCCAUCGACUACUACAACACCUGUGAAUACCCCAAUGAGGACGAGAUGCCGAACCGCUGUGGGAUCGUGCACGUCCGUGGACCUCUCCCUCCCAACCGCGUCUCGCAGCAUGAAGUUGCGGAGUGGCAGAAACUGUUUGAGGAGAAGUUGACACCGUUGUUCAGUGUGAGGGAGUGCCUUUCUGAAGAAGAUGCAGCAAAGAUGGGAAAGAAGGACCCUGAGCAGGAAUUGGAGAAGUUUAUCCUGGCCAAUACACAAGAGCUGGCCAAGGACAAGUGGCUGUGUCCUCUGAGUGGGAAGAAGUUCAAGGGACCAGAGUUUGUUCGUAAACACAUUUUCAACAAGCACAGCGAAAAGAUUGAAGAGGUUAAAAAGGAGGUCUCGUUUUUCAACCACUUCCUCAUGGACGCAAAGAGACCGGCUCUGCCAGAGAUUAAAUCCAAUCAGGCACCAGCACCGGGAGCCCAGCCGCUCGGUUUGAACCCCGCUAUGGGUUAUCCUCACCAUUCUCCCCAAGGUUUGAUUGGGUUCGGUCAGCCCCGUCCCCCUGUGAUGGGAUUUGCAGCCGGACCAGCCUACCCACCACCUCAAUAUGGUGGUCGUGGAGCCUAUGAAGCAUAUCGAGGGCAGGGAGGCUACCCAGGGAAGCCCAGGAACAGGAUGCUGAGAGGAGAUCCCAGAAACAUUGUAGAAUACAGAGACCUGGAUGCUCCAGAGGAUGUGGACUUUUUUUAAGUGCUCCUGAUCAGGCAAUCCAUUAACGAGACCAUUUAUUAUUUUGUUCUUUUGUUAAAUUAAGGAAUUUUUCAUAACGUCGUCGGUAUUUUACCCAGGCAGAUAGUAUGUUGUAAUGUAGAGUUUUCUGUUUACCCCGGAAACGCUAACCCGUACCCAGAAACAGUGAUGUAAUGUGUUCUUCCGGAGCGUCUGAAAUAAAAGGAAGUAUCACGGGUUACACAA